This is a messenger RNA of Anolis sagrei ordinatus, 2983 nucleotides long. It is a transcript of the gene NUP107, whose product is annotated as nucleoporin 107. Gene Ontology annotation, cellular component: nuclear pore; nuclear pore outer ring. The record is from RefSeq and is a predicted model, not a curated record. Gene Ontology annotation, biological process: protein import into nucleus; post-transcriptional tethering of RNA polymerase II gene DNA at nuclear periphery; mRNA export from nucleus. Gene Ontology annotation, molecular function: structural constituent of nuclear pore. NCBI's taxonomy places the organism in Eukaryota, Metazoa, Chordata, Lepidosauria, Squamata, Anolidae.
CUGAGUUUCACUUCCGCUUCCGGCGGGCGGGAAGUCUCAAGCUACAAGCGGCAGCCGGCACUCGGCUGUGGAGAGCAGAAAUGUCUGAAGAAAUAACUCAGCCAGUUCGGAAGCAGAGUUCGCAAAAAAAAGUUUCGAUCCUUGCUUCCCUGGAUGACAGUUUAAGUGGUAUGACAACAAGAGGACCGACAAUUCCCAGGACUCCAGGAUUAUUUCCUCACUCCUUUACUCCACACAGUCGAAGUUCCAUGAGGCAACCAAACAUGUCUGCCAUUCUGGGCCCAGAAGGAAGAUCUCCUUAUCUUAUGCAUACUCCUGGGCAUCUUGGAAAUCUAUCUGUGUUAGACGACAGCGACUGGACAACUGCACUCACACCUCCGCACUCAGUGAUGUUCACAAAUUUAGAGUACAGUGCAGCAGAAGAUGUCACUAAGAGUGUUGUUCUGUUGAAUGAGGAUGAUCCUGGGGAAGCAGCUACUAGGAGCAUGUACUCCGAUUUUCUGAAUUCUUUGUUAAAGCACACCUCAAAUACCGUUUUUGAACUUACAGAUGAAUAUGAAGAUACUUGCAAUAACCAGGUUAACAUUCUUCAAAAAUUAGUGAACCGAGCAGCUCCUGGACAGAAGUUUUUAAAAACUGCCAGUGUGUUGUGGCUUCUCAAGCAGGAGAUGGUAACGUGGAGACUGUUGUCCUCAAUUUACAGGGAUAGGAUACAGUCUGCUUUGGAAGAUGAAACCAUGUUUGAUAUUGCAGUUAUAAAUGCCAGUGAAAAGACUGCUGUAAACAACCUGUUUCAGAGGGAUUCAUUGGUUCGACAAAGCCAGUUGGUGGUUGACUGGCUGGAGAGUAUUGCCAAGGAUGAAAUUGGAGAUUUUUCUGAUAAUAUUGAAUUUUACGCAAAGUCUGUUUAUUGGGAGAAUACUUUGCACAUCUUGAAGCAGCGACAAUUAAACACAUUUGCUGGGAGCUCACGACCACUGGUGACUGAAUUAGAUCCAGAUGCUCCAAUACGGCAGAAAAAGCCACUUGAUGAUUUGGAUCGGGAAGAUGAUGCACGGUUGCUCAGAUUCCUGUUCACUCUUAUUAGAGCAGGAAUGACAGAUGAAGCCCAACGACUGUGCAAAAGAUGUGGACAGGCUUGGAGAGCUGCAACUCUGGAAGGGUGGAAACUGUAUCAUGACCCUAAUGUGAAUGGAGGAACAGAGCUGGAGCCAGUAGAAGGCAAUCCAUACAGAUGCAUUUGGAAAAUGAGUUGCUGGCGUUUGGCAGAAAAGGAGCAGUUUGACAAGCAUGAGAGAGCAAUCUAUGCAGUACUCUGUGGGAACCUAAAACAGCUUCUUCCAGUUUGUGAGACCUGGGAAGAUGCCGUCUGGGCCUAUUUCAGGGUUAUGGUGGAUACACUUGUUGAACAGGAAAUUCGUUCUUCCGUAAUGGCCACAGAAGAAACAGAAGAGCCCCCUAGAGAGUAUUUGGAAACCAACUGGACUUUAGAAAAGGUAUUUGAGGAACUUCAAGCUACAGACAAAAAGAGAGUCUUGGAGGAAAAUCAAGAGCAUUACCAUGUGAUUCAAAAGUUCGUUAUCCUGGGAGAUGUGGAUGGUUUGAUGGAAGAAUUUAACAAAUGGCUCUCUAAAGACAGAAACAAGCUCCCAGGGCACCUGCUUCGGUUCAUGACACACCUCAUUUUGUUCUUCCGCACUUUGGGACUACAGACCAAAGAGGAAGUGUCUGUUGAUGUUUUGAAAACCUACAUUCAGAGGUUAAUAUGUGAGAAGCACACAGAUCUAAUAGCAUUUUAUGUAAGCCACUUGCCUCAAGAUGUAGCUAUUGCUCAGUAUGCUGUGUUUUUGGAAGAUGUCACUGAGACUGAGCAACGGCACCAUUGCUUGGAGCUAGCAAAGGAAGCAGGUCUAGAAGUUGCAACUAUAACAAAAACUGUUGUCGAAAAUAUUCGGAAAAAAGAUGCUGGCGAGUUUACUCACCAUGAUCUUGCAAUAGACACAGGCACAACAAAGGAAGAUCGAUUGAAGAUCGACGUGAUUGACUGGCUCGUGUUUGAUUCUGCUCAAAGAGCUGAAGCACUUAAACAAAGCAAUGCUAUAAUGAGGAAAUUCUUGGCGUCUAAGAAACAUGAAGCAGCCAAAGAUGUGUUUAUAAAGAUCCCACAAGACUCUAUAGCAGAGAUAUACAAUCAGUGGGAAGAGCAAGGGAUGGACAGCCCACUUCCAGCUGAAGAUGACAACGCCAUUAGAGAGCACUUGUGUAUUAGAGCAUAUUUGGAAGCCCAUGAAGCCUUUAACGAGUGGUUUAAGCACAUGAACUCCAUGCCACAAAAGCCUGGCCAGCCAGCCCAACCGAGUUUCACUGAAAAAGUAGCCCAUGAACUUAAAGAAAAGAAAUAUGAGGUGGAUUAUGGUAUUUGGAAAGGUCUUUUGGAUGCUCUGUCAGCUGAUGUGAAAGAAAAAAUGUACAACGUCUUGUUGUUUGUGGAUGGAGGAUGGAUGGUUGAUGUCAGAGAGGAUGCUGAGGAUGAUCCUGAGCGCACUCAUCAGAUGACCAUGCUGAGGAAGCUCUGCCUGCCAACCAUGUGUUUCCUCCUCCAUACAGUCCUGCACAGCACAGGGCAGUAUCAGGAAGACCUCAGGCUGGCAGACCUGAUUGCCUCAGAUCGGCACAAACUCUAUAUGGUGUUUUCUAAGGAUGAACUUCGGAAACUGCUACAGAAGCUAAGAGAGUCUUCCCUUAUGCUUUUGGAUCAGGGCCUUGAUCCUCUUGGAUAUGAAAUUCAGUCUUAACUGUAUCUUUCUAGACAAUAAAAGUGUUUAAUGGUGGUGUAAGAAAAGGAGGACGAGAGUCUUUGAAUUCAACUUCCAAAGUGUGAAAUGGAAAUGUUUUAAUGAUGUUACAAUACAUUCACGCUAGUAUCUUGAAAUUUUGUAUAUGUAAAGUGACAACAGAUUAAAAUGUAUUUUUCUCAAUAAAA